Molecule: messenger RNA, 937 nt
Organism: Impatiens glandulifera
Lineage: Eukaryota; Viridiplantae; Streptophyta; Magnoliopsida; Ericales; Balsaminaceae
Product: protein RER1B-like
Exons: 4
Coding region: 186-770 (194 amino acids)
Biological process (GO): protein retention in ER lumen; retrograde vesicle-mediated transport, Golgi to endoplasmic reticulum
Cellular component (GO): Golgi membrane
Source: RefSeq, a predicted model, not a curated record
AAUAUUUUCGGUGCAGAGAUUCGCCGUUGAGUUGAGCGACGGGUAGGGUGACCUGGUCUAGUAUCUCAACUCUCCAUUUCUCUCUCUUCUCUCUCUCUCUCCUUCUUUAUUGAUAAACGCUACUCUUUCCUCGGAGAAAUCUCGGGUGAAGCUUCUUUAUUUAAGGGUUUGAAGUUGCUAUUUCCAUGGAGGGCACUGGAGGGAAUGGCGAUUCUGCGACAGUGUCUAUGAAUAAAUGGAAGCGUGAUGUAUCCAUGGUAUUUCAGUUUUAUUUGGAUAAAACAACUCCUCAUUCUGUCUAUAGGUGGAUCGGAACCUUUGUUUUGGGAAUCAUCUAUGCUCUUCGUGUUUUCUAUUUACAAGGUUUCUAUGUCGUCACCUAUGGUCUUGGGAUCUAUAUGUUGAAUUUGUUGAUUGGUUUUCUGUCACCUCUUGUUGAUCCCGAUCUAGAGCCUUCUGAAGGCCCUAAGUUACCCACCAAAGGAUCUGAUGAAUUCAAACCUUUCAUUCGGCGCUUGCCUGAGUUUAAGUUCUGGUAUGCUAUUACAAAGGCAUUCUGUGUAGCCUUUUGCAUGACCUUAUUUUCCAUGUUUGACGUUCCGGUUUUUUGGCCUAUACUGCUUUGCUACUGGUUCGUUCUAUUCGUGCUCACAAUGAAGCGACAAAUCAUGCAUAUGAUCAAGCACAGAUAUAUCCCAUUGAACAUUGGGAAGCAGAAAUAUACCGGAAAGAAGUCUUACGCCAGCACCAGUGGCUCUCGAGGAGACUGAUGGUUUUUACUCAUCGCCAGGGAAAGUGUUGGCAAUCUCAAUCGAUUAUAGAAGAAGCAAAAAGACAUUUGGGAUAAUACACUUCUUCAUUGGUCAUAGAAAGUUGUAGUAUGUAUUUGUUGAUUCUCAAGUAUUGUAAUAGGAUUCAUUCAAACUGUCCCUUUCUU